This is a messenger RNA of Linum tenue, 99 nucleotides long. The record is from the annotation of a GenBank genome assembly. Lineage: Eukaryota; Viridiplantae; Streptophyta; Magnoliopsida; Malpighiales; Linaceae.
AUGCUACUGGGGUCCACUUUGUUUAUGGACAAGAGUGGAGACAGGGUUCGAUCUGUGGAGAACCUAUUUUUGGAGGACUUGGAGAGGAUACCUGAUUAA